AUGGCUCCCUGGACGCGUUUGGCCCUCGUGCCGCUGAUUGCGCAGGUAGUCGUCGCAUCUCCCAUGCCAGAUGCAAACCAUGAAGCCUCUCAAUUAAACACACGUGCGGCAGAGGGCUAUGAUUCUCCGCCUUACUAUCCCACGCCCGAUGGCGGCUGGGUAUCCGACUGGGCUGAAGCUUAUGAAAAAGCACAGCAGGUUGUUGGCAACAUGACUCUCGCCGAGAAGGUCAAUCUGACCACCGGAACAGGCUUCUUUAUGGGUCCCUGUGUCGGUCAAACGGGUAGUGCGCCGCGUUUCGGCAUCCCGAAUAUCUGUUUACAAGAUUCUCCCUUGGGAAUCCGAAAUUCAGAUCAUAAUACUGCAUUCCCGGCCGGUAUCACGGUCGGUGCGACGUUCAACAAGAAUCUUAUGUAUGCGCGGGGAAGAGCCCUGGGUCAGGAAUCCAGGGGUAAGGGCAUCAAUGUGCAACUGGGCCCUGCAGUUGGUCCUCUUGGACGAAAGCCUCGCGGAGGUCGUGGUUGGGAGGGAUUUGGCGCGGAUCCUACUUUGCAGGCGUUUGGAGGAGCGUACACGAUCAAGGGUAUGCAAAGUGCAGGCGUUAUUGCGACAAUCAAGCACUUUAUCGGUUACGAGCAGGAGAUGUAUCGUAUGAGCAGUAUCAUUACCAAGGGCUAUUCGUCCAAUAUUGAUGAUCGUACUCUGCACGAGCUUUACUUGUGGCCUUUUGCUGAAGGUGUUCGCGCUGGUGUUGGAUCUUUGAUGACUUCAUACAAUGAUAUCAACAGCUCGGCUGCAAGCCAGAACAGCAAGCUCCUUAAUGGAAUCCUCAAGGAUGAACUUGGCUUCCAGGGGUUCGUUAUGACCGAUUGGCUCGGCCAUUACUCUGGUGUGGGAUCUGCCCUUGCUGGUCUCGAUAUGGCUAUGCCCGGUGACGGUGCAGUUCCUCUGUUCGGUGAUAGCUACUGGGGCUCCGAGCUGUCUCGAUCUAUUUUGAAUGGCAGUGUUCCGGUUGGGCGACUCAAUGACAUGGUUACUCGAAUCGUGGCGACGUGGUACAAGAUGGGUCAGGACAAAGACUACCCUCUGCCUAACUUCUCGACCAAUACACUCGACGAGACUGGCCCUCUCUACCCCGGUGCCCUCUUUUCUCCCAGUGGUGUUGUCAACCAAUAUGUUAACGUCCAGGGAAACCACAACAUCACUGCGCGUGCUGUUGCCCGUGAGGCGAUCACCUUGUUGAAGAACGAAGAUGACCUCCUUCCCCUUCGCCGUAAUGACUCACUCAAGAUUUUUGGAACCGAUGCCGGUGGCAACUCUGAUGGUCUUAACUCAUGCAGUGACCAAGGAUGCGAUAAGGGUGUUCUAACUAUGGGAUGGGGCAGCGGAACUGCAAGGCUGCCUUAUCUCAUUACUCCCCAGGAGGCCAUCGCCAAUAUUACGAAGAACGCCGAGUUCCAUAUCACGGACUCAUUCCCAUCUGAUGUGUCUGCCAAUUCUAACGACAUUGCUGUUGUGUUUAUUAACGCCGACUCUGGCGAGAACUACAUUACCGUCGAAGGCAACCCUGGCGACCGCACAGAAGCUGGCCUCUACGCUUGGCAUAGUGGCGACGACCUCGUCAAGGCUGCCGCAGAGAAGUUCUCCAGUGUGGUGGUCGUUUACCACACUGUCGGACCCGUGAUCAUGGAAGAGUGGAUUGAUCUCGAGUCUGUCAAAGCUGUUCUUGUGGCACACCUGCCCGGCCAGGAAGCGGGUAACUCCCUUACCGAUAUCCUGUUCGGCGACUACAGUCCCAGUGGCCACAUGCCUUACACCAUCCCGAAGAGCGAAUCCGACUACCCGGAAAGCGUCAGCAUCAUCAACCAGCCAUUUGGCCAAAUCCAAGAUACUUUCACAGAGGGGUUGUACGUGGACUACCGCCACUUCAUGAAAGCCAAUAUCACCCCGCGUUAUCCCUUCGGCCAUGGACUGUCAUAUACUACGUUCAACAUCUCCAGCCCGACAAUUAAUGAGGUGACUGCUCUCAAUACCGCUUAUCCCCCAGCGGCACCUUCCAAGGGAGCCACUCCGGUAUACGACGACGCAAUCCCUGCCGCUUCUGAGGUUGCCUGGUCAUCUACCAGCUUUACCCGCAUCUGGCGCUACCUAUACCCAUAUCUGGACAACCCUGAGUCCAUUACCACCUCCGGCGAGUAUGCCUACCCUGACGGGUAUUCCACAACACCCAAGCCUCAAGCACGCGCAGGUGGCGGCCAAGGCGGAAACCCCGCUCUUUUUGACAUUGUGUACUCCAUCAAGGUCCAGGUUACGAACACAGGAUCACGUCGGGGAAAGGCCGUUGCCCAGUUGUACGUUGAGCUACCCUCUAGCUUGGGUCUCGACACCCCUGAACUCCAGCUGCGCCAGUUUGAGAAAACUAAAGAGUUGGCACCCGGUCAGAGCGAGCUUCUUACUCUUACUGUCACUCGCAAGGAUCUGAGUGUCUGGGAUGUCGUAAUUCAGGACUGGAAGGCACCUAUCAAUGGUGAGGGUGUCAAGCUCUGGAUUGGGAACAGCGUCGCUGAUCUUCCUAUCGUUUGCACUGUUGAUGGGGGAUGCUCUUCAGUCUAG
Penicillium atrosanguineum is the source of this 2613-nucleotide messenger RNA. Its product is annotated as beta-glucosidase. NCBI's taxonomy places the organism in Eukaryota, Fungi, Ascomycota, Eurotiomycetes, Eurotiales, Aspergillaceae. Gene Ontology annotation, molecular function: beta-glucosidase activity. The transcript has 3 exons. The record is from RefSeq and is a predicted model, not a curated record. The coding region runs from base 1 to 2613 and encodes 870 amino acids. Gene Ontology annotation, biological process: glucan catabolic process.